CUUAAAUCCGACCUCAAGAACCAGGCGACGACCCUCGAUGCCUUGAGAGUACAGCGCUUUGCGACAUCCAUCGACUCCUGACCCUACGACCGCCCCGACUAUCUACGUUCCUUUCGCCGAGGUCUAAAAGAUAACAUGGCCAUGUCAUCUUCGCUGGAGGUGUUGAAGAACACGCUUGAGGAGAUUGUCAAGAACCCGCAAUACCAUGAUCUAUUAUCGCUGGUUAAGACGGCGCGCAAUGGUAUCAUUUACGGAACCAAAGUGCGGUUUCCCCACGCACUGGUGAUGGUCUUCCUCUUCCGCUCCGGAACAUUCCGCGAAAAGGUCAAGCUAGUCCUUCGAGCGACAAGACAUCAUGCGACAAACUUGGCGCGCUUCGCUACCAUUUAUAAGCUGACAAUGUUGGCGCUCAAAUACUUUGGCGCAGAGCCUGGAAAGGAGGGUACAUACGACUCCUUCGUAGGCGGUCUUGUUGGCGGUUACUUUGUCUUUGGCGGUCGAUCGAAGCGCACGGGAAAGAUCUCAUCAGUCAACCAGCAGAUCGUCAUCUACGUCUUUGCGCGCGUAGUGCUUGCCCUCGCACGCAUCGCCGUCAAGCCCGGAGCUGGCUUACCAGUCGUAUCAUCUGAGCCUCUCCACAGCACCAUCAACCAUUACGCCUGGCCAGCCUUCGCCUCUCUGUCGUGGGCCAUGGUCAUGCUGAUCUUCCGCUACCAUCCUGAGGAUCUGCAGUCGAGCUUGAGAGGCAGUAUGACAUAUAUCUAUAAGGACUGCAACGAAUUCGACUCGCUUCGAACUCUGCUAUGGGUGAACAAAUAGACAAGAGACGGGUAUAUAUAACUUGCAUGUAAACUGGUGGUUGAAUUGCGUUUGGCGUUGAGGCGUGGGAUGCUUUGGAUAUUAGCAUUCUUGGCUUUGGGUGUGGCAGUCGUCAUACAGUCUUUUUUUAUAAGUAGCAUGAGAAGACUUGAGGAUAUAUGGUAGCCAAUAUGAAGCAAACUUGUACUACUUUACGGGCAAGGGGUGUUUCUGGCAUGAUUAUAGGAUGGAUGGUGCAUCAUGGUGCCCAGGUUAGGUAAUACUGA
This is a messenger RNA of Fusarium graminearum PH-1, 1085 nucleotides long. RefSeq lists its product as uncharacterized. Gene Ontology annotation, cellular component: peroxisomal membrane. The record is from RefSeq and is a predicted model, not a curated record. Bases 136 to 819 code for a protein of 227 amino acids. Lineage: Eukaryota; Fungi; Ascomycota; Sordariomycetes; Hypocreales; Nectriaceae. The transcript has 5 exons.